Molecule: messenger RNA, 1308 nt
Organism: Cherax quadricarinatus
Lineage: Eukaryota; Metazoa; Arthropoda; Malacostraca; Decapoda; Parastacidae
Source: RefSeq, a predicted model, not a curated record
GGAAAAACCGAGAGUUGAGGAACAACUGAUAAAUGAACUGAUUACUAUGAUGCAAAACUCUGAGAAGAAUUUUCCUGAUGAGCAGUUAGCAGAGCAGGGCAAAGGUCAAUCAGAAGACUUUGUGAAAAGCCUCUCCAGCAUUUUUGUCACCUUCCCUGGUGUGGGUUAUGGAACAAGGACAACAUCUGUCAUUCUUGUGGACCACUUGAACAGAGUUAUGUUUAAGGAGCGAACAAUGAAGGAACCAAUCAACCUGGAGGCACCUGAAUGGGAAGUAAAUGAACAUAGUUUCAUUUCAAAGAAGAAAUACUGAAAAUGCCUGUAAACUCUUAAAUGCAGUAUUUACUAUACAAUAUUAAUUUCUGAAGACAGUAGUCUGCUGUGUCUGUACAGUCUUUGCAUUCAUGUUAAAAGAGCUCUACCUGAAUCACUUGUACACAUUUUGUGUAUACAGUAUUUAGAAGUUUUAUGAUUUUUUCUGUAUAAUCUAUUAUAUAUCAUGAAAAAUAUUUUUAUCUGAAUCCCUUGGAUUUAUAGCCUGCUUAUCUUCAGCAGUCUUAUUACAAACAGUAUGCUGUAAGAAGAUUGAGACACUUAUGCAGCAUAUGGGAAUCUUUAUUCAGGAAACGUUUCGCCACGCAGUGGCUUCAUCAGUCCAAUACAAAGAGGAAGGCGUAAGGAGAGGAGGAGAAUGAGGUAAUCUAUUCAUCACAACUGUCAGACACUGCAGCAUCAUGGGAUCUUGUUACAAAGAAUUCUUCAACACUUGUUCAACCUUUGGAGGAAGACCUACUUCGACUAGUGGAUGGUACCACUAUGACCCCGCCUCCAACUGCUUCACGUCACCUCACUACAGUAUAUAAGCCAUGUCUACGGCCCUAUGCUGUACAUUCUACAAGAUUGAUGGACUGAACACAUCGACUCCAGGUUGAGGGACUGAUUACCUCAUUCUCCUCCUCUCCUUACGCCUUCCUCUUUGUAUUGGACUGAUGAAGCCACUGCGUGGCGAAACGUUUCCUGAAUAAAGAUUCCCAUAUGCUGCAUAAGUGUCUCAAUCUUCAACAUGUCGGUUUUUCAAACCAUUCAUCACACACAGUAUGCUGUAAGAAUUAAGAUGAAGCUUUGUACAGUACUAUACUGGAAUGCAAAAUAGUAAUUUCUCAAGGGUACAUUUAAUGUUCAUGAAACGGUUCUUCCACUCUCUUGUACCCGUUUUCCUUAUGAAAUAACCCUUUAUACUCUCUUUCCGUCUCGAGGUACCUUCCCUUCUUUAGGUAUAUACUGAACAAAUACACCAACCACUAAAAC